Fukomys damarensis (Damara mole-rat) is the source of this 8475-nucleotide messenger RNA. It is a transcript of the gene Sptbn5, whose product is annotated as spectrin beta, non-erythrocytic 5. The record is from RefSeq and is a predicted model, not a curated record. NCBI's taxonomy places the organism in Eukaryota, Metazoa, Chordata, Mammalia, Rodentia, Bathyergidae. Gene Ontology annotation, cellular component: actin filament bundle; actomyosin contractile ring; plasma membrane. Gene Ontology annotation, molecular function: actin lateral binding. Gene Ontology annotation, biological process: actin filament bundle assembly; actin cytoskeleton organization.
AUGUCUGGCACAGUGGUCUGCCCAUCCCAAAGGGAAUCUGCAAAUCGAGCGUGCACCCCAAGUGCAGAUCUCCGUCCUGAGUGUGGGGAGGGAGCACAACCAGUGAGUAAGGCCGUGCCUUGCUGGUGCCUUACGGGCUGCGCUCAGAAAUGCCCUCAGGCUCCCAAGCUCCCAGCGCCAGCCGUCACCACUGUCCCCAGGUCCCGCCUGCUUCGGCCCAGCCACGAGACGGACUCGUUCUUCCCAGACUCCAAACCUAUGCAUCGGCUCUGCAUUCAUCUCUCUGGGGCCGGGCUCCUCCCCUUCCGGACCUUGUGGGACGCAGCCACCGCAUCACUGGCUCUGGGCCUGGGGCUCCGCCUGCUGGAUUCUCGCAGGAGCACGGAGCCCGGCGUCCACCAAAAGGCUCCUCCCAACCCCGCAGAGCCAGGACAUGGGCAACAAGAGGCCAGCCUGGUCCCAUCCAGUCAGGCUUCUGAGUAUGAGCUGGGCCUUGUCCGAAGGCUGCAGGCUAGGCACAUGCACAUGAAGGAGAAGACUUUCACCAAAUGGGUCAGUAACACGUUCCAGCUCUCCCCGGUGGAAAUCAAGAUCCAGAACCUGUACACAGAACUGGCUGAUGGCACCCACCCGCUGCGGCUGCUGGGCCUGAAAAUGUCACUUCUGGUUCAGACCAGUUCACCAGGCUGCAACAUUGCCCAGAGUGGGGGACCGGCCUACACUCCAACCACACAGAAAGCCUUCUCUUUCCUGCCAUGUCCCAUCCUGCUUCUCCCUGGGGACCACCUGGCUGGGGUGCCAAUACCCCUCAUUGGGCCGAACAUCGUGGACAGAGACCAGACACUUAUCCUGGGACUCCUCUGGGUCAUUCUGAGUUUCCAGAUUUCCCACGUCUCCCUGGACAGGGAGGAGUUUGGGGCCAGUGCAGCGCAGCUGGCUGCCAAGGAAGCUCUGCUGGUCUGGUGCCACUACGCCAACAUGGACAUCACCGACUUCUCCUGCAGCUGGAGUGAUGGGCUGGACUUUAAUGCACUCACUCAUCCUGACAGGCUAGACCUGAUGGACUACAGCUCCCUGCACCCCAGCCAGCCACUGCACAACCUCACCUGUGCCUUCCACAUGGCUGAGCAGGAGCUGGGUAUUGCUCAGCUGCUGGCCCCCGAGGACGUGGCAGCCCUACAGCCAGAUGGGUGCUCCAUCACGACCUACCACUGUAAUAGGGGCAGACAGCCCCGUGGAGACUCUCCAAGGUUAACCCAGGUCCUGCUCCAGGUCCAGGAGACCGAGGCGCUACAGACCCAGUAUAGGAAGUGGGCGGCUGACCUGCUCCACUGGAUCACAGAGAAGUAAGUACAGCUGGAGGCACAGGAUUUCCCAGACUCCUUGCCCACCAUGCACCAGCUAUUGGCAGCCUUUAUUUCCUUCUGUGCCCAGGAGAAGCCACCUUGGCUACAGCAGCAAGGUGACACACAGGCUCUACUCUUCAGGCUGCAGACAGUGCUCCCAGCCCAGAACCACAAGCCCUUCCUGCCUGCCAAGGGCCUGGGCCCUGUGGAGCUGUCCUGGUGCUGGGCAGGGCUGCAGCGGGCACAGGCUGCCUGGAGCCAGGCCCUGUAGCAGAGGCUACUGCAGCUGGAAUGGCUGGAAACCCUGGCCCAAUGCUUCCAACGUAAGGCUGCCCUUCGGGACAGCUCAAAAGCCAUGGAGCUCAUGCUGAACCAGGCCAGAGCCCUGCCAGCCAGCGCAGCCAGUGCAGCCAGCCAGAGGCUGGGCAUACUGGAGGCCAGCAUUCUGCCCCAAAAGGGCCGCCUCCAGGCCCUGGGUAGAUGGGCCCACAGGAGGGCCCUGCUGGAGCAGACUCUGGGGCGGGCAGAGCUGCUGCACAGCUGGGAGGAAGCGGCCUUGCUCGAAGGGCGCGCACGGUUGCUGGAGCUGACAGCGCUGGGCCCGGACCGCAGCCAGAUCACAGGGGCCCUGCAGAAACAUAAAGCCCUAGAAGCAGAGCUCCACCGCCACCAGGAUGUGUGCGCAGACCUCGUGCAGAGGGGGCGCGACCUUAGCGCCCAGGGGCCCCCUACGCAGCCCGAUCCCCGCAAGCUGACGGGAGCUGUCCAGGGAGCGUGGCAACUGCUCUGCAACCCAGCAGCACAGCGUAAGUAACGGCUGCAGACAGCCCUGCUGGUACAGCAGGUAAAUGCGCACGUGAGCGGCUGCAGGCGCUCAUGGGGCUCGUGUGGUGGGCGGGACCAGGAGCCCUCCGAGGUCCUGCUGCUGCGCCGCCUGCGGCUGGAGCGCUCGGUUCGCUCCUUCGCGAUUGAGCUUUGGCAGCGGGACGAGCAAGCACAGGAGCCGCUGCACAGGCGUCACUCACGGUACCGCAGGCUGGCAACACAGAGGUGCCACAGGGCUGGGUUAGUGGAGAUGGUGGCUCUGUUUGGCUUCUACAGCUCCUGUGGGGAGCUCCAGCCCUGGCUAGGGGAGCAGAUAGACCUGUUCCAGUCACGGUGACCCCAGGCUGACAACUUGAAGGUCAUGCAGCUCAGAUACGAGAUACAAGCUUCCUCACUGCCUUGGCCACAGACUAAGGUCACCCGCCCUGGUGAGCAACUGAAGCAGAGGUAUCCUGGGACUCCAAAAAUCCAGUGACAAGAGGCAGACCUGAGCCAGAGGAGAAGGGCCUGCCGCUGGCCUGAAGCGUGGAAGUGUGUGGUCUCCCACAGGAAUGUAGAUCCGCAGACCCAACUGCAAGAUGUGCUACUCCAGCUGGAAGCCCUGGAACCACAGCGCUCCGAGGACAUCCACGGCGCCCUGCAGUUGACCCUGCAGAAGGUCCGGGUGCUGGAGAGCAGGAUCCACUACCUCCAAAGGGCAGCCACAAAGUACAGCCAGAUCGCGGUGAGUGGGCGCUCACAGUUGUCACCCCUUUCCUUGGGACACACCUGUGCACAGGACCUAUGCCCAGGGCACUGGGCCCAGGGUAGGCCUGACCAUGCAGUGGCCCUGUCUCUCAGGGUGGCAGAGUCAGGCCCCCUGGAGAGCCAGCACCUGCAGGAACAGGCGGAGGUGCUGCAGGGGCUGCUGAAGCAAGCACAGGACCCAGGGACCCCCCAGGGCUAGGCUGGAGCACAGACCCAGCAGAGCUGACUACAGGAGAGCUGUCAGCUGCUGCGUGGGGCAGAGGGUAUCCAGGCUCAGCUGCACAGUGAGGAGGAGCUGGUGUACGUGGCCUCAGCCCAGAGGCUGCUGAAGAAGUACAGAGAGGUGCAGGAGGAGAUCCACCUUUGGCAGGAGAGGUCAGGACGCAAGGGCAGAUGGGGCCCAGAAAGGGAGGGCAGGAAGAGUGGUCACCAGGAGUGGCCCAGGCUGGUGUCCAGCAUGGCACCUGAGUCAAGCACACGUCUUCCUGAAGGGAGCCAGGGCCAACACAUGCAGUCCUCAAGCAGUGACCUCCAGAGGGAGGCUGAUAAGUGUCCAGUGGCCCCCAAGAACUUGCCCCCUGCUUGCUGUGCCCUACUGCCUGGGAGGAGGGAACUGGGAGAGGAGCCAGAUACAGUGUGGCCCUCUCUGUUUUCGUGGACAGGCUGCAGCAGCUGGAGGCUCCUGGGCCAGCGCAGCUGGGAGCUGAAGGCUGUGAGUGAGUGGAGACAGCAGUUUACAAGUUUGUACAGGUUUGGCCGAGAAGUGGAUGGCUUCACUGCGGCCUGUGCUGACUGCGAGGCUCUCCUACGCCUGGACAGCCUGGGAGAGGAUGUGAGGGAGCCCCAGAGCCUCCACACUGCUGCACACAAGUGAGUCUGGCCUGCCGCCCUUUCUUCCCUGAGCAGCUGCAGAGCAUCCGGGCAGGCGAAGUGGACCAGGGUCCAGGAGAGGAAUGCGCAGAGGUGGCAGCAGCUGCUGGCUUCCCUCCAGCUCCAGGAGUAGAAGCAGGAUGUAGCAGGGCUUAUUCUGUGGAGGGAGCAGAGGUGGCCAGCAGUGGCAGAGGAGUCCUCCCGGGCACCUGGCAACAUUCUGCAGAAACUCAGGUGGCACCAAAUGGCUCAGAGAGAGCUGCUAGCCACCCAUGGGCACAUGGAGGGCCUGCAGCAGGCUGGGAGACAGCUGUAGUGCAGCAGGCCACAUGCCCUGGAGGACCUGCAGACCAGCCUUCAGGGGCUAAGUCGCAAGUGGGAGGAGUUGAAGCACAAGAUGGCAGAGCGUGGGGCUAAGCUGCACCAGGCUGGACAGCAGGAGCAGCUCCUGGGGCUGCUGCAGGGCCCCUGGAAAGGGGCCUGGGGCAGGGCUCUUUCUAGUGUGAAAGGGCCAGAGGCCUCGCUCCCUAAAGUUGGGGUCCUCUUGGUGGUGAGGCUCAAGUCCCUGGAGGGCCACCUGGCCACCAGGCGCCUGCAGGCAGGCUCAGUUCGGCUGUACCAGUUCGGCCUGGGGAGCUUGGAGCUCACUUGGGUGGCUAAGCACAUGCGGUGCCGGGACAAUACCCAGAGCCUUCAGUAUAAGCACAAGGAGCUACAGACCGAGGUGAGAGCCCACCAGGGGCAAGUGCAGAGGGACCUGAGUUCUGGCCAGAGUUUAGUGGCCUCUGGGCCUCAAGCACAGCACGUCACAGAGCAGUGCCGGCAGCUGCAAGGCCACUGGGCAGAGCUGGAGCAGGCAUGUGGCUCCCACAGCCUGCAGCAGGUGGCUGCUUCCCAGCAGUACUUUCUACACGUGUGAGAGCUAGAGGUCUGGGUGGAAGAGAAGCUGGCCCUGGUGAACAGUCAGGACUAUGGUGGAGAUCAGGCAGCUACCUUCAGUCUCAUUAGGAAGCACCAGGUGCUACAGCAAGAACUAGCUCUUGGGCUGGGUAUUAUGGAGGGGUUGGAGCAGAGGGCCCAAGCCCUCACUGGCCCCGAGGCACCUAUGGUGCAGAAGAGGCUCUGUGGGCAACUUCAGUCACUGCAGGAGUUGGCAGCCUCAUGCCUCCCAUGGUCUUCCUGUGCCUCCUUGUCCCUGAAUCCCGAGUUUCAGGAGAAAGCCUCAAGCCUCCCUAGUGAUGUGGGGGACCUGCAUGUGGCAGAGGGCCAGAUUGGGUCUCAAGAGGAACUGGAGCGUGAGCUUCUGGGCACCGAGCGCCAGUUGCAGGAACUGCUGGAGGUUGGAGGUAGGGUGCAGAAGCUGUGUCCAGGGCCUCUGGCUCAGGCCUGGGAGGUCCUGCGGCUGUGUGUGGAUGGGCGCGGGGCCCAGCUGGCAGGUGACCUCGUGGCUCGUUUCCAUGCUGCAGUGAGGGACUACACUUCCUGGGCAGCCGGCAUUCAGCAGGGACUACAGGCUGAGGAAGACCCCUGGGAGCCCAGCAGAGGCCCAGUUGUACUCUUCGCCCACCAACAGUUUAGGGCAGAGCUGGAGGUCUAGGAGUAGCUACAGCAGCAGGCUGCCCAGCUGGGCCAACAGGCGCUUUUGGCUGCUGGGACACCCGCCAAGGAGGUGUGCCUGGAGACCAGCACCCUGGGAAACUCAGUGGAAGAGGUGGGGCGGUUGAUCCACAAGCACGCGGUCUUCCUGGAGGUGCUGACUGCCCAGGGUGAGAAGGUGACCGGCUUGGGCCUUGUGGGCACAGUCAAAGCAUCGGGAGGAGCAGUAGUCCAGACCUGGGAGGGAGGGGAAGAGCUGGAGGUGCAGAGGCUGCUGUGGAAACAGGUGGUGCUGGAGCAGGAAGUGAGCCUCACUCAGGCGCAGCUUCCUCCACAGUACCUCACGCACAAGGUGGGCUGUCUCUGCCAGACACACCCUGCGGCAGUCCCUGGCCUCAGUCACAAGCAUGGAGAAAUGAACAGGGUCCAGAAGUGGAGGGAGUCACUGGAAACCAGGCACCAAAUUCACCUCCAGGUGCUGCUGCAGGAACUGCUGGUCUGAGUCCAGAGGCUGCGGGCUGAGGUGAGCAGUCGGGAUGAGCUGGAUGCCCAGAGAGACAGCAUCAACCUGGCCCAAACCACCAGGCAACAGCUGCUCACAUCUGGGCACCCACAGGCCCUGGCUGCCUUGGACCAGGAGCUGAGCAGCCUGCAAGGGGCCUGGCAGGAGCACCAGGUGCAGCUGCAACAGGCAAUGGAGCUGCAGCUGUCCCUGACCUCUGUGGAGAAGACAGAAUUCAAGUUCUGCAGUGAGGAAGCUCUGGCCAAUGAGGGCCUGGAGGACCCCUUGGCCGAGGUGGAGGAGCUCCUUCAGAAGCACAAGAGGCUUGAUCGGUGCCUGGAGGCACAGGUGGAAAAAAUCAGCACACUGGAGGCCACAGCCCACAGCCUGUACCAGGGCAGAAACUCUGAGACCCAGAAGGCCCCGGCCAGGAGCCAGGCCGUGCUCCUGAGGUACCCAUAUGUAUUCAAGAGGAGAGUCAUGAUGCGCCUUUACUGCAAAGGGCACCAAGAAGGGCUAGAAGAUCACACACACCUGCGGCAGCUCUACAUCCUGCCAGGUGAAUACAGGGCCCACUCUUCCUGCAGGAAAGAGUCCCUCCUCCAGCGAGCCAGGCCCCAGGGUCACCAGCUAGAGCAGCUGCAGACCUUUCUGCAGGAUUCCCUCGAGCUACCUUGGCUAGGGUGGGUGGCCACGUGGCUGAGGAAGAAUCUAGUGGCUCUGGAAGGGGGCUGGCAGGACUCCGCUACCCGGCAAGCACUGUUGCACAAGCAGCAAAACUUGCAGGCUAAGCUGGACACCAGCCUGUACCAGCAACAGGAGCUACAGCACGGGCAGAGGCUGCUGCAGGGUGGCCACCCAGCCUCAGAGACCAUCCAGGAGCAGCUGAAGGAGCUGGAGCUCUGGGCUGGGCUGCAGACCAACUGCCAGAGGAAUGUGGCCCAGCUGCAGAGGGCCUGCAAGCUCACUCAUAUUCUGCCUCAGGCCCUGCAGUGGAGUGUGGAGGAACUGGAGAGUUGGCUGGGGCCUGCAGAGGUGGAACUGAGAGCCCCUCUUGAGGGCCAGGACCUACCUGGGGUGGGCAAGCUCUUGAGGGCCCAGAAGGAGCUGGAAGCAGCCCUGAGCAGGCAGGCCCAGGCCCAGUCCCAGUCCCAGUCCCAGUCCCAGUCCCAGUCCCAGUCCCAGUCCCAGUCCCAGUCCGUCCCUGCUUCACCAGGCCCAGGUUGGAGCAGGGCAGGUGAGUACUGUGUCACCACCCUCCACCGCUGCAAGUUCGAGAGCCUUUGGGAGCCUCUGCAGGGACGCAGGACAGCCCUGGAGGCCUGAAGCCUCCUCUUGCAGUUCAGGGAUGCUGACGAGGAAAUGGCCUGGAACCUGGAAAGUGAGAUAAGCAGCCACGAGGCAAUGGUACAGGUGGUGGUGGGCAUGGGGCCCAAGCUGGUGCAGACCGGGCACUUUGCUGCCCAUGAGGUGACCGCCCAGGUGCAGCAGCUGAAGGCAGCAUGGAGGCAACUGUUAACGCAGCAGGCCCAGGAAGCCCAGCAGCUUCUGAUGGAGGUGAUAGGGCAGGGAUCCUGGCUGGCCAAACAGGGCCAUGUCCUGAACAGAGAGGAUGUGGGAAAGCCUCAAGGUGCUGGCCCAGAGCCCAUGGGAGGCCCACAAGUAACUGCUGCAGAAGGCAGGGAACGGGGCCUGUGGGAGCAGCUGCAGCUCUGCCAGCUGGAGCAGGAGGCUCUGUUGCUUGAUGCCUGGCUGAAUGCCAGGUUAGCCAUUGCUGAGUCCCAAGAGUAUGGGCUGGACCUGCAAGGUGUCCAGGUGCUGGAAGUGAGAUUUGAUGCUUUCAGCAGUGAAGUGCAGAGCCUGGGGCAGGUCAAGGUGCAGGCCCUGAGGGAGCUAGUGGGCUCCCUGGAAUGGGGAUCCCCUGGGUGCUACCCCCAGAUUCAAGGCCAGAAGAAUCACAUCGAGGCCACUGAGAGGCUGGACAAGGCAAUCAAAACCCAUAGAGGUAGAACUUUUCUCAGAGCCAUUGCCCACAAGCUCCAUGGCUUUGAACAGAAGGCACCAGAGCUCCAGGGCCUGAUGCAGGAGAAAACCGCCCAAUUGGAGGGAGAGCUCCAUGGCUGCAACCUGUCACCUGUGCAGCCCUUACAGCACAAUAGAAAAGAGGCAGCACUGAUGCAGACAGAGGCCUGCCAACUGGGCCAGCAGCACCCUGUGGCUCAAGAGGGCCUGGCUGAGCUGCUGGCCAAGGUGCAAGGGGCCUGGGCCACCCUGGAGAUGAAGGCCCAGGAGCACAGCCAGCAACCGGCACAGGCUGUAGGUGGUGUCCUUCUCUGUAAGGAUGGGCAAGUGUGGGCUCAGGAGGGGCAGGCACUGGUAUCCUCAGAAGAGCUGGCUGGGGACCUGGUGGGGGCCGAACAGCUCCUUGGGCAGCAUAAGGAGUUCAGGCAUGGUCAGGAACACUGUCUUCAAGCCCAGACUGUGCAGGAAGGACAGCAGCUGGGGGAAAAUGGCCACUUCACAUCCCUAGAGGUGGCACAGAGCCUGCAGGAGCUGGAAGGGCAGCAGCAGGAGCUACACACAACCUGA